Molecule: messenger RNA, 1267 nt
Organism: Dunckerocampus dactyliophorus (ringed pipefish)
Lineage: Eukaryota; Metazoa; Chordata; Actinopteri; Syngnathiformes; Syngnathidae
Gene: gpr20
Product: G protein-coupled receptor 20
Exons: 7
Coding region: 161-1267 (368 amino acids)
Biological process (GO): phospholipase C-activating G protein-coupled receptor signaling pathway; positive regulation of Rho protein signal transduction
Cellular component (GO): membrane
Molecular function (GO): G protein-coupled receptor activity
Source: RefSeq, a predicted model, not a curated record
AAGUCCUGCUUGGGAAACAUCUUACGUCACCUGCUUAGACACUCAACAAGCACCUGGGUCCACGAUGAAGCCACCCAUAGAACUUUAACAGGGCUGCUUUUCCUCUCAGGGGGCUCACUUCUGUCACCAACCUUCAUCCUCAUCAUCAUCUGUGUCAGUCAUGGUGACCUUAAGUGCAAACAGCACAGCGCCUUGGACUAUGGGCAACACUUCGCUCCCCACACUAACAGUAUCCAGUUUCAGCAACCGAAGUGGCAUGGAAGCCUACCUUCAAAAGCUAGCUCAUUUGGACGAAGGACUUUACAAUGACUUCUAUGGACUUUGGAUAGCACUGAUGGUCAUCAACUCCCUCAUAUUCCUGGCGGGCAUGGCGCUGAACACGUUGGCUCUUUAUGUGUUCUGUUUCCGCACCAAGCCAAAGAGCACGUCUGUGAUCUACACCAUCAAUCUGGCCGUAACUGACCUGCUGGUCAGUCUCUCUCUGCCUACACGCAUCCUGCUGUACUACAGUGGAGGUGCUUGCCUCACCUGCUCCUACUUGCACAUCUUCAGCUACUUUGUCAACAUGUACUGCAGCAUCCUCUUCCUCACCUGCAUAUGUGUGGACCGUUACCUCGCCAUCGUUCAGGUCGAAGCAUCCCGUCGGUGGCGCAACUCCGGUGUGGCGAAAUGUGUGUGUGUCUCGGUGUGGCUGUUUGCCAUCGUAGUCACCUACUCCUUCCUGUCCACCGCCUUUCAGCAUACAGGCUGCUGCCUCUCCAAGCUCCUCUUCCUCACCAUUACAGAGUUCUUUCUACCCCUCAUCAUCAUCGUGGCGUUCACCCUGCGGAUCGUGUGGGCGCUGGCGGACCGCCACCUGAUGCAGCAGAGUAGAAAAAGACGAAGGAGGGCCGUCCAGCUGCUGACGACAGUGCUGAUCAUCUUCACAGUGUGCUUCACACCAUUCCACAUACGACAGGUGGUGGUGUACUUCUACCCUGAUAUGCCUAACCAUGCCAUCGUCUACCAUUUGACUGUCACGCUCAGCAGUCUGAACAGCUGCAUGGAUCCAGUGGUCUACUGCUUUGUCACAAGCAAUUUCCAGGCAACUAUGAGAAAUAUUUUCCGGCGUGCAGAGGCAGAGCAAAGCAGCGGUGACAUCAUCAGCAUGCAUCACAGCUCCAUGGCCUCAGGGGGGCCUGCUGCUGCGGUCCCAAAUAUCAUCAUGAUGAGCGUGAUUUCCUCCUCACCACUGAAAGACUCUGAGAGAAGGAUUCAUACUCUGUAA